Ciona intestinalis (vase tunicate) is the source of this 4920-nucleotide messenger RNA. The record is from RefSeq and is a predicted model, not a curated record. Lineage: Eukaryota; Metazoa; Chordata; Ascidiacea; Phlebobranchia; Cionidae.
GGUAUAGCAGGACAAGACCUUAGCGAAAGCAUAUGCAAAAUGAACGAUUUAUUAAAAGGGAUUUGGUCUGAAACAUCGGAUGUAUUAACAUUUUACGUCAAUGGCUCAAAGAUCGUAGAAAAAGCAGCAGACCCAGAAACUACUUUGCUCAGCUACUUGAGAAGAAAAGUUGGACUAACAGGAACAAAGCUUGGGUGUGGCGAAGGCGGAUGCGGCGCUUGUACAGUUAUGGUUUCGAAAUGGAACAAAGACAAAGAACGCAUCGAGCAUUUAGCUGUUAAUGCUUGUCUAGCACGUCUCGUUUCUGUCCAUAAAUGCUCUAUAACUACUGUAGAGGGCAUUGGAAGCGUUCGUACUGGCUUACAUGCUGUUCAGGAGCGAAUAUCAAAGUUCCACGGCUCACAAUGUGGUUUCUGUACACCUGGUAUUGUGAUGUCAAUGUAUGCAUUGUUACGCAAUCAGCCAGUUCCAUCACUUGAAAAUAUCGAAAGUGCUUUGCAAGGAAACCUAUGCAGAUGUACAGGCUAUAGACCGAUUCUGAGUGCUUUUCAGACAUUCACAAAGGAAAAUAGUGGGUGUCCUAUGGGUGCAAAAUGUUGCAAAAAUAAAGACAACCAAAACAGCAAAAGCGGUCCAGAUGAGAUAAGCAAUCGCUUUGUUGAGCCUCACUCUGCCAACCAAGUAUGUUUCAAACAGUAUGAUGGAACGCAAGAACCAAUCUUUCCACCUGAGUUAUUGAUGUCCUGCAAAUCUGAGGUGGAUUCUGCUUUAAGAUUUGUCGGCGAAAAUGUGACUUGGUACACCCCCAUAACUCUUGAACAGCUAACAAGGUUGAAAACAGUGUUUCCAGAUGCCCCAGUUGUUUCUGGUAACACUGAAGUGGGGAUUGAAACUGGGGUAAAAGGUCUCCACUACCCUGUUAUUGUAACAUCAACUGUGGUUUUGGAAAUGGCAAAAAUAGAAGUGAAUGACACAGGUGUGAACAUAGGAGCUUCCUGCACUCUAACAGAUAUUAAAUCAAAGUUCCUUGACUUGGUUAAUGGCUCCACAUUACAAAAACAUCAAAUGCAACCACUGCAUGCAAUGUUGGAAAUGAUUCACUGGUUUGCUGGGGACCAGAUACGUAAUGUUGCAGUUAUUGGUGGAAACAUAAUGACAGCUAGUCCAAUAUCUGAUAUCAAUCCAAUCCUAAUGGCUUGUGGUGCAACAGCUACAUUAUCCAUGCAUGAGAGGGAAGAUAGAAAACUCAUAAUGGACCAAAACUUCUUUCCAAGCUACAGGAAAACAGCAGCUCUGAAAACUGAAGUUCUGUCUUCAAUUUUUCUACCAUUUACCAGAGAGAAUGAAUAUAUGAAGGCCUACACUCAAUCAAAACGCAGGGAAGAUGACAUAGCAAUUGUUAACUGUGCCAUGAGAGUCCAGUUCUAUCCUGACAGCCAUAAAGUAAAAGAGUUUUCCGCUGCUUUUGGUGGAAUGGCGGCCACUACUGUAUUAGCAACAAGUGUCAUGAACAAAAUAGUAGACAGAAAAUGGGAAGAUGAUCUUAUUGAAGAUGUUGCUCUUUGGUUGCGGGAGGACUUCCCUUUAAAGCUGGAUACUCCUGGAGGAAUGGUGGAGUACAGGGAAGCUCUUGCUUUGAGUUUCUUCUUCAAGUUCUACAUCUUCGUCAAAGAUGAUCUUUCUAAGAAAGGAGUUCAUGUGGGUAAGAUUACUGAGAAUGAGGAGACCACUCAAGUUCCACUUGGUGGGAAUGAUCAUGGAACACUUGGUACACAAACGUGGCAAGAGGUCUCACCUGAUCAAAACAUAGAAGAUAUGGUUGGACGACCGAUACAACACGAGUCCUCACAAGAACACGCAACUGGUGAAGCUAAAUAUGUGGAUGAUAUACCGACGUUUAAAGACGAGUUAUACAUGUGCCUUGUAACAAGUGAAAGGGCACACGCCAAGAUUCUUGAAGUUGACAUAAGCAGUGCGGCAACUUCCCCUGGUUUUGUGAAUUAUAUCGAUCAUCAUGAUGUGCCUGGUGUAAACGAAUUCGGUUGUAUCGCAAAGGAUGAUAUUGUGUUUGCUGUCGAUAAGGUGACAUGCGUUGGUCAAGUAAUAGGAGCCGUGGUAGCAGACACAGAAGCACAUGCACGUUUGGCUGUUCAGAAGAUAAAAGUCAAAUAUGAAGACAUCUUACCAAAAAUACUCACAAUCAAGGAUGCAAUGAAACAUGGCUCAUAUUUUAAACCAAUCACACACCUGAAGGUAAAUGAUGCUGAAACAGCCAUGAAAACAUGUGAUGAUGUUGUAGAAGGAGAAAUACGUGUUGCCGGCCAGGAGCAUUUCUACAUGGAACCACAGGGUUGUUUGGUUGUUCCUAAAGGUGAGAAAGGGGAAAUGGAGAUUUUUGCGGCAACACAAAGUCCAACAGAACUGCAAGAUUGGGCUGCCGAAGUGUUGGGUGUUGAUUAUAACAAAAUUGUAGUUCGUAUGAAGCGAAUGGGAGGUGGGUUUGGUGGAAAAGAAACUCGCUUUCAUGUUUUCUCUAACCCUGCUGUUGUUGCUGCUAAUAAAUGCGGUAAACCAAUUCGUUGUGUCCUGACAAGACAAGAAGAUAUGCAAAUGACCGGACAAAGACACCCAUUCUAUGGGAAAUAUAAGGUUGGUUUCACAAAAGAAGGCAAGUUUGUUUCCCUUAUCUUGGAUAUUUAUAACAACGGUGGUAACAGCACAGAUCUGUCUGGACCUGUCCUGGAAAAAGCUAUUCUGCAUGCUGAUCAUUGUUACAGCAUUCCAAACAUUAGCAUCACCGGUUAUGUUUGCAAAACUAACAUUUCCUCGAACACGGCAUUCCGUGGGUUUGGUGCACCACAAGGAAUGAUAAUAGCAGAAGACUGGGUUUGGAAGGUGGCAACCAAACUUAAUGUUCCCCAUGAGAAAAUUCGUGAAAUGAACAUGUACAAGGAAGGUGACUUUACCCACUUCGGACAACAGUUAGAAGAUUUCUAUUUGAAACGCUGUUGGGAAGAAUGUUUGAAAAGGUCAAAGUUCACGGAGCGAAAAUCAGAAGUUGAGGAAUAUAAUUCGAAAAAUCGUUGGCGAAAACGUGGAAUCUCGUGCAUUCCAACUAAGUUUGGAAUAUCUUUUGCUGACGGAGGUGGUCUACAUCUUAACCAGGCGGGGGCGCUAGUACACGUUUAUAAAGAUGGCUCGGUUUUGGUAACACACGGUGGGACCGAGAUGGGACAAGGACUUCACACAAAGAUGAUACAGGUAGCAAGCAAAUGCUUGGGAAUUUCUGUAAAUCAUGUUUAUAUAUCGGAGAGUGGAACCAACACCGUUCCCAAUACUUCUGCAACUGCUGCAAGCACUGGAGCUGAUCUAAAUGGAAUGGCAGUCAAGGUAAUGUUGAGUAUUAUUUUCGUGUUGAAACCACUGCAAGAAAGGAAUCCUGGCCUUGGUUGGGAAGAUGUUGUUAUGAAAGCUUAUCUAUCUCGAAUUAGUCUUUCUGCUACUGGGUUUCAUGGGACACCAGAGAUAGGAUAUGAAUGGGACAAACAGUCGGGUUUAUGUGUUGGCCGCCCAUUCAAUUACUUUACUUAUGGUGUGGCUGUUUCUGAAGUAGAAGUGGACUGUCUAACUGGGGACCAUAUUGUCAGGCAAACUGAUAUUGUCAUGGACUGUGGGAAAAGUCUUAACCCUGCAAUUGAUAUUGGACAGAUUGAAGGUGCUUUCACCCAGGGGUAUGGUUUGUUUACAUUAGAAGAGCCAUUACUGUUGAACAAUGGCCACUUGCUAACUAAGGGUCCAGGGGCUUAUAAGAUCCCUGGAUUUGGAGAUUGCCCACAUCAGUUUAAUGUUCACCUUUUAAGAAACGCACCAAACAAAAGAGCGAUUUUUUCUUCAAAGGGUGUAGGAGAGCCUCCCUUAUUCCUUGCUGCCUCUGUGUUUUUUGCAAUCAAAAACGCCAUUGUUAGCGCUCGAAUAGAAUCCGGCUUGUCCCCAGAUUUUCGUUUGGACAGUCCAGCUACUGUGGAACGAAUCCGAAUGUCUUGUGGGGAUAAAUUCACUCUGCAGCACCAAAAGCAUAGUGGAGAGGAGACAUCUGGUACAACAUGGUGCUUUCCUGCUUAAAAGUUGAAUUAAUUACCUUAAUUUCCGGGCAGCAUUAUUUAUGUUUAGGUUUCUAAAUGUGUCUAAUUAGCUAUUUUUUAAAUUUGUUAUUCUGGAACAAGUUAAAAUGCUUAAUAAUCAAAAACUACGAUUUAAAUCCAAGCUGGAACUUUCACCAAUUACUAAAUUAAAUUUAUUUUAGAUAAAAAUUAGAUGUUUUACAAUCUAAAAUGCCCUGCUGGUUUACUUACUUUAUUUAUCAAGGAAAAUGGCGUUAAACCUGGAAUUCAGUCUCGUUAAAUUUUGCUUCAAUUUAAGUUCCAUUUUAAUAUUGUGAUAGUUUUGGCUUGCAUAGUAUUAUGGGUGUUUUUUAAUUUCCUAGGAGCUACCUUUUUUGUGAAAAGUAUUUGUAGUUUAAUGAUUAUACAACUUUUAAUUAAAUAAGAGAAUCUUUUAUGUUAUAAUUUGUUGUCCAAACGCACUAAUAGAAUAUUUCACUCCGGUUUUAAAAGUUCACCAGGCUGUAGUACAGGGGUUGAACUCUUAUAUAAUCAUUGUCGGGGUUGAACUCUUAUAUAAUCAGAGGGUCAGAGGUGUAUAAAACACCUGUAUUCUAACAUUUUCUAGCCACGUGGGGGAUGCAGCAGAUUACACUCAAGUUUAUAGACCCCUCCUGAAAUAGAACUAUAUAUAGGUUCAAAACAGACUCACAAGUACAACAAUCUUAACUAACAUUCUGUUGCAUUACACUUCACACGAUUGCUAACACCGGCAAAUUUUCUUACGCCAAAACCAAUAUUGUACAUGCACGUACACAAA